AUGCUUGAAAAGUACGAGAUUGCUGGUACACAUGCAGAAAAUUUCUUGGAAGCAUUAUUCAAGGCACAAAAAUCCCUUCUGGGACGGGAUCAAGAUAAUUACCAAAAGUCAUUGGAUUUUCUCGAAAAGUUCAUGGAAGAGCUGUUACAGAAUCUUAAGGAACAGUGUAAACCUGUUGAACAGCGCCCACUGUCUUGUUUCAGUGCUACAAUGAAUCCUAGCCUCAACUUGAUGAAAGCGGACUCAAUAAAGGUUCCUCCAACGGUGCGAAAUCAGAAAGUUGUAGAAGUGUUUCGCUGCUUCGAUCGAUAUGACGAUUCCCUCACGUUUGAAGAGAUCGCUGAUGGAGUGAAGAAGUUGGAAGGCCUUGCAGCUCAGACGCCUGAGCAGUACGACUCUUACAUGUCUGAAGUGAAGGAAGCAGUGGAAGAGCGACUCAAGAAGAUCAACAGCGUAAGAUACGGGUGA
Cooperia oncophora is the source of this 468-nucleotide messenger RNA. NCBI's taxonomy places the organism in Eukaryota, Metazoa, Nematoda, Chromadorea, Rhabditida, Trichostrongylidae. The record is from the annotation of a GenBank genome assembly.